This is a messenger RNA of Cydia strobilella, 2274 nucleotides long. It is a transcript of the gene Mon1, whose product is annotated as protein SAND. Gene Ontology annotation, biological process: protein targeting to vacuole; endosome to lysosome transport via multivesicular body sorting pathway. Gene Ontology annotation, cellular component: Mon1-Ccz1 complex. The record is from RefSeq and is a predicted model, not a curated record. Lineage: Eukaryota; Metazoa; Arthropoda; Insecta; Lepidoptera; Tortricidae.
GUCCCCCUAUCCCAUCAAACGAAACUGUAAAUGAAGGAUUCAGCAUAAAAUUUAAUUACAAACUGUUUUCCUUGCUAAUUAACAACUAUAACUAUGGCGUCGACAUCUAAAGACAGUGUGCCGGCUACAAGUGAUGUACAAGUGAACAUAGGAAGUGAUUUAGAGCCUGGGGCUUGUCCGGAAAGUAUACUGAAUCCUACUGUCUUUGAAGAAUUUGCUUCGGAGAUGAGCUCGAGUCUUCAAGAAAGGAACGAUUCUUUGACUGUGAAGAGUAGCACUAUAAGUGAAAUUCAGAGUGAGAUUGGAGAGAGUUCGAAAGAAGCGCAAAUGAAGACUGCAAAGUCAAGUGAUGAUUUACAGAAUAAAGAUGAAUCCAUGUCAGCGUCAGCCAGCAACUCCAACCUGGUGGAAGAGAAUGGGGAAGUGGAAAGUGAGCAGGAUGAUUACUUGAAGUCUCCGGAGCUCGUGAACAAGGAGAAGCAUGUAUUUAUAUUGAGUUCUGCCGGUAAACCGAUAUACUCAAGGUAUGGAAACGAAGACAAACUAGCUGGUCUCUGCGGAGUGAUCCAAGCGCUAGUCAGCGUAGUAGAAGACCACAACCAAGAUAUCCUAAGGGCCAUCAACACCAAGGACUGCAAGGCGGUGUUCUUAGUGAAAGGACCUUUGAUACUGGUCGCGGUCUCUAAGAGCAAUGAGAGUGAAACACAGUUGGUUUUACAGUUGACGUAUGCCUACAACCAAAUAGUAUCAGUGCUGACACUAACCCAACUCAACAAAAUUUUCGAGCAACGUCGAAACUAUGACCUGAGGAGACUGCUGUCAGGUGCUGAAAGGCUUAUUGACCACCUACUUAUAUUCAUGGAAAAAGACCCAGCGUUUUUACUAGGUGCCGUCCGCUGCCUGCCUCUCCCAGAAAAAUCCAGAGAAUCCAUAACCCACGCCAUAAUAUCAGCCUGCCACAAAAUAAGGGACUUAGUAUUCGCAAUACUCAUAGCAGGCAACCAGUUGAUCACUUUAGUGAGAAUGAAGAAAUAUACACUACAUCCUUCGGAUAUACAUUUGUUGUUUAAUCUGGUGAGAAGUUCGGAAUCUUUUAAGACUGCUGAGAGUUGGACGCCGAUAUGUUUACCCAAGUUUGAUGCUACUGGUUUUCUCCACGGCCACGUCUCAUACAUCUCCGAAGACUGUCAAGCAUGCCUUCUCCUUCUAACAGUACAGAGAGACGCGUUCUACCCUCUCUCACAAGCUAAACACACCAUAGCAGAUAAACUGCGGCAAAAUAAAUGUUUGUCGGCCAUCAACGACGCACUAAACAGGCAUCCAGAUUUACCAACUACAGAACCCCUGAAACACAUAGGUAUACCAGAGAUUAGACAUUUUAUGUACAAGUGUAAAUCUACGGCGCAGCUGUUCACUUCAGACCCUAUAUCUAUAGACAGAUUGCAGGAUUACCGACUACGGCAUAAAGAAGGCGGUGACGUAGUUAAAGAGAGGAAACUUACUAUAAUGUCCGAGAUCGACUACGUGAGAAACUACAGAAGAUUCUGCAGCCAGAUACAUUGUACCUCUACACCUGCCAAGCUGAUCUUUAGAUCCAAUUCACAAGAUACCAUACUGGCUUGGAUAACAAACGGCUUCGAACUAUACGUGACCUUCGAUCCCCUAAUGGAGAAAGACCACGCCAUAAAAGCGGUGGACCGCCUCCUCCGGUGGAUCAAACGGGAGGAGCAGAGGAUCUUCAUCAUGAACGCUCCGACCUUCUAGCACGCGCCUUUUAGGGUCAGGAACCCCUUUAUGAGGUACAGUGUGGAAGAGAAAAAUGAUGUGCUGGAGACUCUUUAAAGUUAUGGUGAUAUCCUUUUUAGGUGUGUUCCCAUUUGUCCCCGCCGGGCACAGAUGGGAAUAGAUGGUUUCAUAUAAAUAAUUUCUAUUUGUCCCCGCUUCAUUUAUGGCGGGUCACGUGGGGUGGGGACAAAAUGAGAAUACACUUUUUCGUGAGUGUAAAUAGGAAAUAAUUGAUUGAAAUGUUCUAUCUAUUGUGUGACCAUUGUGUAUCAACGAGUGGCAUGCGCUCACCAACAAUGGCCACAUGCUCACCAAGAAUGGCCACGCGCUCACCAACAAUGGCCACGCGCUCACCAAACAAUGGUCACGCGCUCACCAAUAAUAAGUACGCGCACGCACAAAAGAAACAAAGGCUCUUGUUUAACAGAUUACGGUGUUUGGCGAAAAAAUAAUUUGAGAAUAUGCAGACUAUAGCCGCGUAAGCUGAAG